GAUGUUCUGGCUGCUUUGGUUUCUAGUGCCAAGGAUGAAGAGAAGUUUAGUCUACUGAAAGGCUCUCCAUUCAAGGGUACACUGGAAAGUGUUUGCCCUGUCACAGGAGAAGCCUAUUUACUGAGAUGGAAAUUCUAAAUGGGAAAGUCACAGAUGCGAAAAUCAAGAAUCAACCCCUGAUGUUCCAUGGAGAAGUGGAACUCAGAAGAGGCGGUAUCAGUAAGAAGUGUCACCUCUACCUGUACAGAGAUUUCUUGGUUGUGACGAAUAGUCGGUAUAAGAUAACCUUUAAGAUAAAAUAUGUUAUCCCUCUGACAUCCCUCUGGAUUGGGGACUGUGUGGACACAGACUUUGUAGGCCCCAAUCAGGCCAGGAAAUCCAUUUUCCUAGGAUGGCCCAUGGAGAACUUCAUCGCCACUUUCCGGUCUGUGACCCAAAAAAGAGAUUGGUGGUGUUUCCUUGAAAGAUCUAUUAAACAGACAAAGGAGAAGUACCAUGGGAUGAGUACUGCACUGGAGAUAUUCACAGAUGACAUCCCGAGCUCGAACACUGUAUGUACCUCAGACUAAAAUGACGUUAUAAUAAUGAUAGAUGCAGAAAAGGAAGAUGAGGACAAGCAGAAGAAAUUAGUGGAAGAAUGGGGAGAAGUGCGAUGA
Messenger RNA from Mesocricetus auratus (golden hamster), 656 nucleotides. RefSeq names its product rho GTPase-activating protein 20-like. Bases 126 to 569 code for a protein of 147 amino acids. The transcript is spliced from 5 exons. Lineage: Eukaryota; Metazoa; Chordata; Mammalia; Rodentia; Cricetidae. The record is from RefSeq and is a predicted model, not a curated record. Gene Ontology annotation, molecular function: GTPase activator activity.